GAGACGUGGAGCUCUCACGGAGGAUCGGAACGCCUUGGCAGAACGAUACUCGCCAACUCGGCGGUAUUCGAGCUUCCAGGACCACAAGAAGUGCCAACAGAUGCUGGACAACAUCGAGAUGCCGACGCACUGCGCAUUGUUGCUACGGUCCGGGAAGGAGUACCAUUGUCCCAAGCGCCUGGGACUUUCGCUGUCUAACCUGCCGCCAGUGCCACACGCCAUCCAGAGCGCGAGAGCAGGGAAGCAGGAGUCCCCAAAGCCGCUUCACUUUGGUGCCGUUACGGCCCGGGAGUCCAUUAGCGUCCGCAGCCGCCUCGAGCGCAAGCAGGCCGUGCGAAUGUCAGAGCCCCUGCAG
Symbiodinium pilosum is the source of this 355-nucleotide messenger RNA. The record is from the annotation of a GenBank genome assembly. NCBI's taxonomy places the organism in Eukaryota, Dinophyceae, Suessiales, Symbiodiniaceae.